This is a messenger RNA of Lathyrus sativus (Indian pea), 534 nucleotides long. The record is from the annotation of a GenBank genome assembly. NCBI's taxonomy places the organism in Eukaryota, Viridiplantae, Streptophyta, Magnoliopsida, Fabales, Fabaceae.
AUGGGAACUGCGAUUCUCCGUUCCCACGAUUGCCUUCAACGUCGGUAUCUUCCUAACGACUCCUUGUCAUCCUCUUCCUCACCGAUUCGAUCUCAAAAAAACUGUAGCCCCAACCCUAACUACAAGUCCAAUGUCAAUCAGAAUCGUCGCCGGAACCGGAGUCCGGUGUCCGCCUUUCCGGCGGCUAAACAGCACGAUCGGAGAAAGUCCGGUGAACGGACGUUUGAUAAGGUUGCUCCGGUGAAUCUUGUCAUGGGAAAAGUUAAGAUUCUCAAAAGAGGUGAGAAGUUGACUCCGGAUAUUAGCUAUGAUUCAGGACUCGUUGUGAAGGCUAUGGAUCUGAAGUUGGACCAACCUGAACCAGUAGCCAUGAAGAAGCAGAUUAGGGUUUCAGAUUCGAAUUUGAAAGACGCAAUUUAUGCUGGGUCGACGAUUUUUUCUUCUCCUUCUCCGAGUUCCGUUCCGGUUCCUUUGUUUUUGCGGAAGAACGGUGUGGCCACCAGUGAUUUGCGGCGGUUGUUACGGCUUGAUUAG